CAGGUUACAUAAAACGAUGCCUUCUCCAAUCCCCGUGACCCGCCUACAGCCCAAAGAUAUAUACCCCUCCCUGGACAUCGGGACUUGCAGCAGCCCGCUGACCAAAUCCUGCUUCGGCAGCACCUUACAGGUCCCCGUUCAGCGGUUCCACGGCAGAGUUGCCAGCCGACUGUGGUCCACUGUGAUCCACUGGAAGGAACUGCGCUCCGUGCAGCCUGUAGGCUCCGGAGGGUUCGGCUCCGUCUACAAGGCAGAAUACCUCGGGAAGCUUGUCGCGCUGAAGAAAGUUAAGAAGUGCACCAAGAACAAGCUGGCGUCACGGCAGAGCUUCUGGGCCGAGCUGAACUCAGCACACCUGCGCCACAGAAACAUCGUGCGCGUCUUCGCGGCGACCACCUGCGUCCCGCCAGAUUUUGGAGAUGAAAGCAGCAUCGGAACGAUCCUCAUGGAAUUUGUGGGGGACCGAAACUUGCAGCAGAUCAUUUACGGAUGUGUAGAGCCGCUAGAGACAGACAGGUGGCUCAAGUACUCCGCAGACAUUGUACACGGCUUGCGGUUCCUUCACUCCCACAGCGUUGUGCAUCUGGACAUAAAGCCAGCCAAUGUGUUGGUGUCCAGUGAAGACAUCUGCAAAAUUGCAGAUUUCGGCUGUUCUCUGAAACUGGAACAUGGAUGUGAAGUUAGCGUUAUCAGCCCGCAUCUGAGCCACGUAGGCGGCACGUAUACACACAGAGCCCCGGAGCUGCUGAGAGGCGAGGGGCUGUCUGCUAAAGCGGAUAUCUUUUCUUUCGGGAUCACAUUGUGGCAACUGAUCACCAGAGAGCAGCCCUACACCGGCGACAGGCAGUACGUGCUCUACGCGGUUGUUGCGCACAACCUGCGGCCGUCUGUUGAGAACCAUCCGGUGUUUCGGUCGGAGCAUGGGCGGCUGUGUAGGAGCCUGCUGAGCCGGUGCUGGAGCAGAGAGGGCCGCCGCAGACCUACUUCCCAGGAGCUACUGCCUCACCUGGAGCAGCUGCGCUCCCACAUAUGAGUUUGUUUUAUAGCUGGUGCACAUGUGUACUGACAGCUGUGGACAAUGACAUGUUUUAGGUACAUUUUAGAAGCUACUUUCAGGACCAAACAGUAGACUAUCAGUGUCUUAUGCUCACAAUAAUAUCAAAUCCGAUUUAAAAUAGCAAACAAUUCAGUGCUGAAAAACAUGGUGAUCUUAAGUGACCUUAAGGAAAUGUAAUCUUUACCAUGACAAAUCACUUGUAGUAAAAACUGCUCUGAAGCUGACUUAUGCUCACUCCAUCUGGAUUGAUGCAUUUUUGGUUGCAUAACAAUUGAAUUACUUGUAUAAAGCCUCUGUAAUAAUGUGCCUAAUUGAAGAGGCUCCUAAUGAUUAAGCAUAGACACUGUUGUUUUCCUAGCAGUAUGAGGCUUAAUUGUGCUGUGUGCUGAGUAAGGCAUCUUGAAAAUAAUUGAGUGGAAUUUGGUGAAAAGUUCCUUAAAAACUCUCUACGCUGCUCCAGGUAAAAAUAUUCAUUUCUCAUCAUUUUUAGUCCAAAAGGAUUACAUGAAAAUAAGUGAGACAGUAAACCAUGGUGCAUUUGCACAUUUUUUUUUUCAAUCUAGAUUUGCCAUUAGUGUCUUUAAAAAAGGCACUCCUUUGGUAUCAAGAAAACCAACUUUGACUCAAGGAGGUAUGCAUCUAUCCAAGUUGGUUUGGACCUUUUUUAGAAGCACAUUUGAGAGUCACUGUUGGUUAAGGUGUACACUUUGCCAGCACAUUAUAUUACCAGUCCCUAAAAUGGUUUAAAAUGUAUUUAGCCUUCACCGUAAACACAUCCUUUGUCUUUUCAUUUGACAGCUCAAACCGUCCACACUAAGUUGCUGUGAGAGCUCUGACUUUGUUUUAGCAAAUUUUUCUUAAACUAUGGAAUCAACGUGUUGUGAAUCGAAUUUGAUUUGCCAUGAUGAGAUUGUAAUGUGAGAUUUAAGUGUGAUAGGUUUUCAUUAAAA
Messenger RNA from Epinephelus lanceolatus (giant grouper), 2007 nucleotides. It is a transcript of the gene mos, whose product is annotated as v-mos Moloney murine sarcoma viral oncogene homolog. Gene Ontology annotation, molecular function: protein serine/threonine kinase activity; ATP binding. Gene Ontology annotation, biological process: protein phosphorylation. NCBI's taxonomy places the organism in Eukaryota, Metazoa, Chordata, Actinopteri, Perciformes, Serranidae. The record is from RefSeq and is a predicted model, not a curated record.